This is a messenger RNA of Scomber japonicus (chub mackerel), 711 nucleotides long. RefSeq names its product cilia and flagella associated protein 299 (gene cfap299). The record is from RefSeq and is a predicted model, not a curated record. NCBI's taxonomy places the organism in Eukaryota, Metazoa, Chordata, Actinopteri, Scombriformes, Scombridae. The transcript is spliced from 6 exons. Bases 1 to 711 code for a protein of 236 amino acids.
AUGGAGUACAACCACGCAGCCGGUCGUUUCUCCUAUUCUACCAUGCAGUUUAAGGUCUAUGAGGAUUAUCUCGACUCCAAAGUCACUUCCAUGGAUUUGUUUUACUUAAAAAGCAGGGAGUUGGCCCGCAAGCUGGUGGAGCACGGCCACAAGGGCACGGUCCUGAGCAGGGAGGAAUUCGAGGAGAGGAAAGCAGCUGCACAGGCUGCAGAGGCUGCGAGGACCAACGCUUUCUAUAACAGGAGCCGGCCAAUGACACUGGCAAGUGCAGGAAAAGAACUCAAAGAUAACUUCCUGAAAGCCCUGGCAGAGCGAGAGGAGGCCAACCGCAGUGGGAAAAUGACUUCGGUCAUUUUCAUAAGGGAUCAUAAUACUCUUGGACAGGAAGUAUCUGGCUAUAUAGACUACGCCCACAGACUCAAAACCCAAGAUUUUGAACCAUAUUUCAGCGGAAAGAAGAGGCUCAUGCCAGGACGCUCGGAUUUAUGCUACUACAACUGGAAGACACAGGUGUCCACUUCCAACCCGAGCCCUAACUUCGAGGUGAUUUAUGACGACCCUAACGGCCUUCUCUUCAAGAACAAGCAGGACAAAAAGAUCCUGAAUGUGGACCCUUUGUCUGGUCCUGGUGAGGACUCCAAAAGGACUUUCCUACAGUCGGACCUCUACGUUCAUGCCGUCUUCUAUGACCACAACAUCAGGACAGUCUGA